CACCUCUCCCCGCACCUAUAACGGAACCGAGCCGAACCGAACACAGCCCGAACACACUAGCGAUGAACUGGACUUGUAGGCGUAGGUAGACUCGGACACACGUCGCGAGGAGAUAUUUUUCGGUCUUGUGGUGAAUAAUUCUAAAUUAAGGCGUCAGAAAACAGUCUGUACGCAGUGAGUCGUUGCCCAGGGCAAGACGUGCAGACGCCAAGAAGCCAUCGCUCUCCAUCGUCUGCUGUGGUAAUCUGGGGAAUUCUUCCGGUGAAAGGUAUCCGCUGGAACCAUGGAGGAAAGGAUCUGUCAGAUUUUCCGCUUCCGCGAAGUGCGAUAGGAUGCUGAAAUAGAGUGGGAGCCAGUGAUACAUUCAAGUUGUAUAAAUGCAACAGUUUUACUUCAUUUUUGACAGCCAUAAUCUGAUAUAAAUGGCUCAGAUUAUUAAUGCUGCCAGACGUAAAGUCAAGGGAAGGGGAGGAAAUUAUGAGGACCUUGAUGGCCAUACAGAUCCAGCCCCGCAAUCCCCACCAGAUUCACUGCGGAGCGAAUCAACUCCUCAUUCAAUAUAUGGAGGAGAUGAUAGUAAUGACCUGUUGGGUCAAGAAAUUGAAAUGACAUCUGUAUCUGUUGUGCCAGAUGAUACCUUCACCGUUACUCAGGCUGUAAACGCGUUCGGCUUUGGAAAAUUUCAAGUACAAUUGUCACUUUUUACUGGCUUGUGCUGGAUGGCAGAUUCAAUGGAAAUGACAAUUUUAAGCAUACUCUCACCUGCUCUCCAUUGUGAAUGGCAUAUCACUCGUUAUCAACAGGCUCUUACUACAACUAUUGUAUUCCUAGGUAUGAUGUUAAGUUCAACAUUCUGGGGCAAUGUUAGUGACCGCUACGGACGGAAAAAGGCCCUUACUAUGUGUGCUGCACUUUUAUUCUAUUAUGGCCUCUUAAGUGCUUUUGCACCUAAUUUUCUCUGGAUCCUAUUCCUGCGUGGCCUUGUUGGUUUUGCGAUUGGAUGUGUUCCACAAUCGGUCACACUAUAUGCCGAAUUUUUACCAACAAAACAGCGAGCAAAGUGUGUUGUUCUGCUUGAUUGCUUUUGGGCACUGGGUGCCUGUUUUGAAGUGCUUUUGGCAUUAUUGGUUAUGCCCACCAUGGGUUGGCAAUGGCUGCUGGCUCUAUCCACAACACCACUUCUGGCAUUCGCAUGCAUCUGUCCUUGGCUCCCUGAAAGUGCACGUUACCAUGUAGCAUCAGGGCAACCUGACAAAGCACUGGAAACAUUGCAAAAGGUUGCAAAAGAUAAUGGAAAACCCAUGCUACUUGGACGACUUGUUGUUGAUGAUGCUUCCAUUGGGCGCCGAGGUCAACUUCGUGACUUACUUGGUCCAGAACUACGGCGGACUUCCCUUUUAUUAUGGUUCAUUUGGAUGGCUUGUGCCUUUUGCUACUAUGGAGUGGUGCUGAUGACAACAGAAUUGUUUGAGGCUUCUGCUAAUAGAUGUUCUGAGGAUGGCUCACUUUCGAGCCAACUGAAACCCAUUGAGACAUGCUCUGCUGAUUGUAAAGAACUGACUACUACUGAUUACAUAGAUUUACUAUGGACAACCUUAGCAGAGUUUCCUGGCAUAUUCGCUACAAUAUUUGUGAUUGAACGAUUUGGACGCAAAAGAACUAUGGCUGUACAAUUUGUUAUAUUUGCCAUUUGUAUUUAUUUCUUGCUCAUCUGUAGUACUGAGAGGAGUUUCCUAACUGCAAUGUUGUUUGUAGCUAGAGGGAUAAUUGCUGGUGUUUUUCAGGCAGCGUACGUCUACACCCCAGAGGUAUAUCCAACUCCUUUGCGUGCAGUUGGAGUAGGUAGUUGUAGUGCUAUGGCUCGUUUGGGUGCUAUGGUAACACCAUAUGUGGCUCAGGUGUUGCUGAAUUCAUCCCUUCUUUUGGCGAUGACUGUAUAUGGACUAGCAGCUCUGCUGGCAGCAGUUGCAUGUUUUAUGCUUCCAAUAGAAACCAAAGGAAAAGAACUGAAGGAGUCAGUGAGCGGUCCUCAGCUUCAUCGCCCACAAACAAGUCAGCCUACAGCUAACACUGCAACCUCAUAGUUCUGAUGCAAAGCAGAGAUAUACACUUGUGCUUUUCCUACAAGAAAGAGGAAGUUGAGGAUAAAUUUUGGACAAGUUGGGUGACCGUACAUAGUAGGGACAGAUAUGAUGUGUACAUCUAAGUACUUAAAUUUCUUCAUAGUUCUUCUGCCAAUUGCGAGGUGAGCAAUUGCAAUGUUUCUAUCAGCAAGUAUUUAAAGUUUCCCAACUAUGAUAAUAUAUAAGAGAAAAAAAAACAUACAAAAAAAAAUCAAGCUACUAAAUAAACUAUUUACAAACUUCACUGUUACCACAAAGUAAGACUAAGUUGACAUACAUAUUUGUGAUAUAUAUCCUGAUAGCAAAUUCACCAUUAGAGUGAGCUUGUAAAACAUUUCUACUGCAGGAGUCAGUAAAUUUGGUAAGGUCCUUCCCCUUGAAGCAAAAUGCCAAAUUUCUUUAAAGGCUGUGUCUAGAUUCCUACUACUUUCUAAAUUUGCUUAUGCUUUAUGCUUUUCUUUUAACAGUAUGUAGUUUUUUAAUUGUGCAACUUGAAGUGGCAGAUGUGAAUUUAUACAUUCAGAUCUGUUCAAGAGCUGGAAAUUUUUUUAGCGGUAUUUAUAUUUUACCUUUCACCAACCAAAUACUUAUAGUAUUUAUUAAGUAGUUGACUACAUGAUGAUGUUGUAAUGCUGCAGAGUUUAAAUUAUUUAUUUAUAAUAUUUGUUCACCCCUUUUAAUAAUGUUUUUUUUAGAAAAAAUAAAAAAUAAGAAAGAA
Molecule: messenger RNA, 2841 nt
Organism: Frankliniella occidentalis (western flower thrips)
Lineage: Eukaryota; Metazoa; Arthropoda; Insecta; Thysanoptera; Thripidae
Product: synaptic vesicle 2-related protein
Exons: 13
Coding region: 423-2084 (553 amino acids)
Biological process (GO): transmembrane transport
Cellular component (GO): membrane
Molecular function (GO): transmembrane transporter activity
Source: RefSeq, a predicted model, not a curated record